AUGGAUCAUGAUCACCAGCAACAUCAAGAGCCAGGGAGCACCGGGGGAUAUCAUGAUGGUGGUGGCAAUUGGGUCGACACCAACGGGAAUCCCUAUCCGCACUCAGUGCAUCAAUCUCCUGUGCACGAGUAUCCGGGUUUCGCAUUUGCUCCGAUGCCAAUGGAGCCAAUGUACACUCAUGGCAUGCCGUCGACGAUGCCUCCGCCGCGACCAACUCACCAACUCCAGCCGCUGGUCAUGCCGCAACAGCAACAGUGGCCCAGUAUGCUCACGAGCCAGUCCACCUACGUGCCUCCCAUUUAUCCAAGCACAACGCCAGCGGUGCCUGUUGCGCCGGCCUCAACGCCGAUCUCUGCGACGUCGACCAGCUCAAGAACGUCGACGCCUCGGAAGACGCUGACUGAUACAGACCGGAGAAGGAUGUGUCUGUACCAUGAGGAGCAUCCGAAUGUGAAGCAGACGGAAAUUGGUGCCAUGUUCGGUGUCGAACGAAGCACGGUCUCCAAAGUCCUGAGGAACAAAGAAAAGUAUCUCUACCAAGAAGAUGGAAGUCGUUCCCCUGCGAAGAAGAGCAAAGGCAAGUCCCAGGAUCUUGAACGUGCUGUUUCUACCUGGGCGCGAAACCAGCAAAACAAACGUGGAAUGGCCAUUUCGGACCAAGAGAUUCGAGAGCGGUUCCGGUACUUUGCGACGGCACUGGGCACCUCAGAGGGUCAGGCUAAGGCAAACAGCAACUCCUGGUUAAACAAGUUCCGUGCGAAGAACAACCUGCUAGGCUCGAAGUCGCGGAAAGGCUCGAUAGCAGAAGACUCGGAGGACCAGUCCAAUCCUGCUUCGCAGUCUCAAACCCCCGGAGGAAUUUCGCCUACUACGCCGGAUCCAGCCGGCACCGUCUCUCCUAUCGAUUUGGCUAUGGCGGUGACCAAAACAGAAGAAGGAGCCGGCGCUGGGAAGGCUGAAAGUCCAGAUCAUUUCUUCGAUUUUAACCAGGCCCAACAAAACCACCGGCCUUUCCACUCGCAAAGCAAUACGUCUCUGUCUUCUGUAUUUACUGACGCGGCUCCGUCUUCGUUCUCUCCAGGUCCUACAAGCCCGACUUCGCCUUUUUUCUCUCCGGAAUCCGCGACCGGACAGAGUCCUUUCGUUCCAACCAAAGGUCGUAUGACAUCGGUCAGCGGUAGCACUACACCCGGCUCGAACGGCUUCCAACGUCCUCGCAGCCAGACGUUCCCAAUGCUGGGCAUCGAACCACAAGCCUUCACUCCCAGCACGGGUCCGACGUCAGAUUCCUUAACACCAAAGUACAUACCAUCGACAGCGCGCGACUCGCCGAUGGGCGAGCUUUCGUCGAACCCGCUGCCAUCCGCCGAGGAACAACUGGAAGCCGCAGCUACCAGCGCAUCUGAGAUGCCGCCUCCUUCAAUGUCAGCAUCAUCUGCUCUUCCGCCUCUUACGACGGCGCAGCACCAACCAGUUCACUCUCCGUCACCCGUCCUGAUGCCCCACGUCCAGACCCGGCUCGACCGUAUGCACCAAUCGUCUCCAAUCACGCCAGCUAGUGUCACAACUGCACCGAAUUCCUCCACGGAGAGCGCAUUCAGCCCUAUUCAACAUCGGGCGGUGCUCAACUCGACGCCUCAGCCAGCAGCCGGUAGCCCCAGCCAAGAAGAUGCCCGACGAGCACUUGAAGUGGUGAUGCAGUUCUUCCAGCAUCAACCGAGCGGACUGGUUGAGCCGCAAGAGUACGUGACAAUCGGGAAGUUGAUGGAGAAGUUGAAGUUGAGACGCCAGUCCUUUUCGCAGCCAGGAGGCGUUCAGCAACUCGGUAUCGGCCUUGGUGUUGCCAUAAGCGAGGGCAUGAGAGACUAG
Molecule: messenger RNA, 1869 nt
Organism: Eremomyces bilateralis CBS 781.70
Lineage: Eukaryota; Fungi; Ascomycota; Dothideomycetes; Eremomycetales; Eremomycetaceae
Exons: 3
Coding region: 1-1869 (622 amino acids)
Molecular function (GO): DNA binding
Source: RefSeq, a predicted model, not a curated record